AUGGCGGCGGUCCUUCAGCCUCGAGGCGACGUCCUCGUCAUGCCUCCAUUCACGGCGGAACACCCGACCUCGUCUCGCCUCGUCUUCCCCGCCCAACCCUCUCCUGCGCCCCCGAUGGGGAAGUCGACAUCCAGCAUGAGCUCGACGAGCGUUGCGACGAUCGCUGGGUGUAAGGGACAGGCGCGGGAAGUCGUGUGGGAAGAGGACGGCGAGAGGGCGAGGAUGCAGGCAGAGAUUGAGCGCAGUCUGAGGCAGCUUGAAGGGACGUCACCUUUAGAAGAGGAUGAGAGACUGGCGAAUGAUGCUGCGUCGGUGGAGGACCUGUUGCGGAACCGAGGCGAGACGUCUGCGCCAUCUUCGCAAGAUCUCCCUGCCGGUUCAUCCCGCCGCGACGUACGGCUCUCGAGCGACAACAACCGGCUGAGCGUCGUGACCUUCGACUCAAUGCUUACAACGGGCGAGACUGUGUACGAGGACGCUUGGGAGGAGUUCGAGGCAGAGGACGAAGACGCAUUUGACGAGCCUGCCCUGCCUCCUCUGCCCGUCAAUUUCGCCCGCUCACCCAUCUUGCCCGACACGCCGCCCUCCGAGAAAGAGCUUGCAGCAGCGAGUCUCACGCCCAAAGUCGGUUCGCUCGACGUGACGCCGCAAACUUCGCCUCUCGAUGCGGUAACUGGCUUUUCGCCUCGAUCCGCUUUUGAGGAGCAGGCGACCUUGCUGCAGCAGCGAGCUGCGCUCCAGCUCGAAGCGGCGCGCAUUUCGACAGCCCGGCACUCGCUCUCUAUCCAUCCUUCCGAAGCGGCCGUCAAGCUCCUCACGCGGCGGUACUCGGCUGUCCCGCGCAUCUCGACGCAAUCUUUUGACGCACCUCAAGCAGCGAGGAUCGCUUCUCCGACCUCGCCCAACCGCCCUCGGCACCCCAAGCCGCUCGUCCUCACUCCCGCUCGAACGGUCCACACGCCUCUCACCACCUCGUCUGCCGUCUCUCCCGGUCGACGUCGCGGCUCGCUGACGGGAAGCGAGCAAGGCGGUCGCUCUCGCAGUGGCUCGCUUACAAUCGCAACCCCGCCGCGCAUCAUGUCGCCAACUCGCGCCCACCUCGCACCUUCCGCUCGCUCUCCAGCAGCAAUCCGACGACGUUCGAUGGGUUACAUCGAUUCCUCCUCCUCGCUCAACAGCCGUCCGACAUCCGUCGUUUCGCCAGUCCUGCCGCCAAAGCGCGACUCGGUCGCAUCUUCCGUCUCUUCUCCUCGCCUUCCCUUGUCGCGCAACCGGUCCGCGAGCGAAGACACGACCAGCAGUCAGACCACAAGGACUACAGCUUCGUCUCGCGCUCGUCUGAGCGGCUCGACAGACGAGAGUCCCGUCUCGAGCGUUUGGAGCGACGAGAAGGACGGCUUGCGAAUCGACAGUGAUGGCAGCCCGCUUGGCAACAACGGCGUCGAGUUCGACAGGACGUGGUCUCGGCGAGGCAGCGCGCCUCUUCCGGCUGUCAGCGAGACGGACGGCCUCGAGACGGCGAAGCCGACCUCGCCCGAACGCGACAAGCCGCUGCCCAGCUCGCCACGCAUGGUCCCGGUCCCGCUCUCUCGUCCGACGACUGCACAAGAAGCGAGCACCAUCGGCUUGUCGCCCGUCUCGCAAGCGCCCAUCGUCUCAAUCAUCGCCUCUUCGCCCUCAACCAUCCGCAGUCCUGCUUCGCGCAAGUCGUCCGGCGUUUCCCGUCGCGAGACCUUCCAAGCUUCGACGAAGCGUACGAAGUACGACGAGCACUGGACAGGCGGGUUCGCUAGCGACUCGGCGGCGGAAGAGUCGGACUUUGGUCGACCUUCGCUUGACGUCGCGGCCGCACAUGCCGCUUCUGGCUACCUGACGGAAACGUCCUCGCGGAGCGAUUCGCCUGCUUCGCCGGCAUUCGGCUCGAGCGAUGGAGAAAAGAGACACUCGAUGGCGACGAGGCGCAAGCCUAUUGUGAUUAGGAGUGGCGCAGCUCGCUCGUCUGCCGCCUUCGCUCGACGGAGCCAACGUCUAUCGCAACUCGACCCGACUGUUGGGGACAGCUCGCAUCGCCUUUCGCGAGUUGUGCGCCGUUUGUCUGGCGUCGGCAAAGACGACUCGCCGCCUCUUCCGUCAAGGUUGCACAUGGCGGGAGCGCCUUCAGUGGCUGCUCAUCGCCAGUCAACGCACUCGUCCAAAGUGCGUUUUGAUGAGCGGCGACUCUCGACGGCCCGCUCGCCUCCCUCAGGCGCAGCUGCCGUUUGGCCACCACCGGAAGAGACCAAGACGAUUUCGUUUGCUCCGACCCUCAGCUACAACAGCGAGUCGGAGUCGUCGGCAGGACUCUCGGGACGCGACAGCGAGACGGACGACGAGAUGGCUCGCUACCGCAAGCCGUUUCGGUCUCUCGGCAGUCGUCCUCGCCGCGCCUUCGAGCCUCGCGACCCUCGCUCUCGCUUCGAAGAAUCCGACUUCGGCCCCGAAUCGUUCCUCGAGGUUUUGCUCAACGAAGAGCCUCCUGCACGCCCUCGAGCAGGCAGCUACGACUCGCGGUGGAGUGGCUACUCGACCGGGAUGCUCGACAGCGACACGAAGGGUUCGUCGUCGUCCAGCAAAGCGUUCGGAACCGUUAAGCCAGCCAAAGGCCUGGCGAACAAGCUCUUCGGAGCGCUCGCCAAGUCGCCCAAGCUGUCGUCGAGCGAGGACCGUCCUCGGCGGCCCGUCUCAAUCACGCCUCGCGGUUCUCCUGCCGCCGACAAGCGACGCCCGUCGAACAAGCCUCGUCCCGUCGUCUCAGGACCGCUCGAACUUGAAGCAGCAAGCUCGGCCAUGCGCCAGCAGGAUUCGCACGGCUCGACGGGCUCGUCGACGUCGUUCAGCUCGCGAGAGUACAGCAGCGUACGCUCCGGCUUCGGCGCCUACAGCAAGGUGAGCCUGUACCAGCCCCUUCCGACGAUCAAGCGCGGCGGCAUGGACGACGAGACGGCGGAAGAACUCGCCUCGUUCGACUUCACGAAGCAGGCGAACCCCUCGCGCAACUCGCCGCGCAGACUCACCUCGCCUGCGACCCGUCAAACUCGCAUCGGCAGCGCCGGCUCCGUCUCGCCAAGCACGACGCAGCUCCCACUCCUCCGUUCGCCGCGGCGGUCGUCGGAAGGAAGCGUCGCGGCAUUUCCUACUGCUUUCAAGGUCGUCCCGCUGUCGCCGGCGCUGAAGUGA
This is a messenger RNA of Rhodotorula toruloides NP11, 3216 nucleotides long. RefSeq lists its product as uncharacterized. The record is from RefSeq and is a predicted model, not a curated record. NCBI's taxonomy places the organism in Eukaryota, Fungi, Basidiomycota, Microbotryomycetes, Sporidiobolales, Sporidiobolaceae. The transcript is spliced from 3 exons. Bases 1 to 3216 code for a protein of 1071 amino acids.